Molecule: messenger RNA, 3160 nt
Organism: Hypoxylon fragiforme
Lineage: Eukaryota; Fungi; Ascomycota; Sordariomycetes; Xylariales; Hypoxylaceae
Exons: 2
Coding region: 411-2423 (670 amino acids)
Source: RefSeq, a predicted model, not a curated record
AUAAUAAUACGGAAAUACUGGUGGUUAGUCAUCUCAACUUUGUUGCUGGGGUAGCUAGCUACCUAUCUCAUCUUUGGCUGCCUGAGGAACUACUCCAUGAGGCGGCUAUCGCUUCUCACUAAUAAACUCAUCGCUUCUAUGCCCCACUAUCCGUUUUUCCAUUCACCUUUCAUCCUACAACAAUAGUUCACGCACUUAUUCUUCCUUACGUCUUCCCUUUUUUCCUGAAUCAUCUCUUGCCUAACCCUUCCGCCGACAACUACGCCUACACCUACAAGAACAUCGACACCAACAGCAACAACAUUUAACAUGUUCCCGUUCCUAAUACAUCCAUCUCUUCAACUUUCAUAACUUCAAUCAUUAACAAUCUUAUUAUAGAAAUAAUAGUCAAUUCCUGUUAUCUCUUCAUCAUGGAUCCGAGCCAGUCGGGCCAAUCCAGACUGUCUCCCCCCGACACAGUGGAGAAGACCGCAUCGGAGCCGGUCGACAUUGAGAAACGUGCAGAGUCUCUUGAGACAAAGCAACACAACCGUUUAGAGGACACUCCAUUGUCAAACGAAGCAGUUGAAGACGUGGCAAAUGAUGGCGAACUAAGCUCACCUCCUGAUACUAGCUCGGUUUCUAGUCUCAAUCCAGACGUAUUAGGAGACGAGAUUGUUGUUGGCACCCGUUCCAACGGUGUAAACCCCCCCAUUCACCCAGCUGCUUCCGAGCAAGGUGAUGUAUAUAUGCCCGACUUGGAAGAAGAAGAGCCUGUCUCACACUAUCCGAAGAGGAAGCGAUCCGCUUUAUACAGCGAAACCCCCGAUGAUAAGACAGACGAUAGUCCGGCGAGAGACGCUGAUAGUGUGAGCAGCACCGUCAAGGGAAAGCCCCGACCGAAGGCUGAAGAAGCACCUAAACAUGUUCCUAUUGGCUACUGGCGCGACUCACCCGUGCCACAAGAAGAAGGGAAGCAUGUGGUGGUUGGAUUUAUUGAUAUCCGCGACCGCCUACGCACACGUAUCCGAAGCACGACUCUUACCGGUGAGCCAAUAAACAAUCGGCUAUUUCCCAUUCCUCCUGGCCCAGGAGGUAGUUGGGUCACAUUUGAACGCAUCGUAUUCCGCGACUAUCUUGUUGGCCAUGACCACAAUGUAAUCAAAGAAUAUGUCAAGGUACGAGGCGAGAACCUACAUAUUCGUGCCGCGGAGGCAGACUACGACGCUAUUCGAGAGGCACAACGUCGUCUUAACGCCAAACCCCCUCCAGAGACACAGCAACCUCCUCUUAUGGCAUGGGGUCGAAAUGUUCCCAUCAACCCACAAGUUGGCCGUCCUGAAGCAAAGCGUCGUCGGACUGGCAAUGGAACUGGCACGAUUGCUGACAGGGAUGAACGUACUGUGCGUGAUCGAAACGAUCACAUUGAGCAGGCCGAACAGAUGGCCCUUGUUCCCCAUCAGCCAAUGUCGGAGGCUGCUUCACCGAUGCGAAAACCUACGAGGAUUCUUGUCGGUUGCUGGAGCAAGUCUGAUCAGCCACUGGACAAGGACAAGCAUGCUGUUUAUGGUAUCCUGGGCGCUAAUGACAUGUUCCGGGUAAAGCUCGUGCGUGAAACAAUGGAUGGCCGUUUCCUCGAUGGCAACUACCCUAACGGGGCCGGUGCAUUGUGGAUUCCCUACGACGACGUCAAGUUCCUGAACCAUCUCAAAGACCUCACUAGGACCGAGGUCAAAGAGUACAUUCGAAUUCGCCAAAGCCAGCUGGAUGCCGGCGAGGCACCUGACGAACAAGUAGCGAAUGAAACGAAAGCGGUCUAUGAAGCACAAGCUCGUGCUGCCGCAAUCGCCGCCGCCAGCCCAAGCCGGAUCCCACCGCCUCAAUCAAUCCCGAAUAACGUACGCGAAGAGUCUCGGGAGCACCAUGAACCACGACACCUUCGGCGCGAGCUACCGAUGCAUGGUGAAAUUCGUCACGAACAACGACAUGAACAGCCUCACCCACCUCGACAUGCUCUCCCUGAUGUUGAGUACCGACAUGUUAGCCGACCCUUGAGUAACGAUCCUAUUGAGCGCGUUCAAGGGUUUGCCAACCGUGAGGUAGCAAAGAUGGAGGCAGUUCAGCAGCGUGCCACUCGUAACCAAGCCACGCGCAACAGCAUGCCCAGCCCGAGCCCCAGUAUGUUUCUGAGCUCGCAAGAGCUUCGACAUAGCUUCGACCAGAACGUGCAAAAAAUGAACAACAUUUGGCGUUCACAGCAGGAGAACAUUCAGCAAGCACCGGAGAACAAGCAAGGCGAUGUGAUGCUUCACCAAGGUGUCCGAUACGAGCGCAAGCAGACGGGCCCAUUUAAGGACAAACUGGUCAGCCAGGGCACAAUCAUUAACAUUGACGGCGAAGACUACGUGGAGUACCGUGUGCUUACGAAGCCAUCGUUCUUCUAAGUCUGGCACGUUAAUCUUGAAGGAGGUGCCUAUCUCUGGAAUUGGAGACUUGGCUGAUUCUGCAUUUGGUAGGGUGUUUUUGCGGCUCUACAUUAUACCCACUAAUCGCCUUGGAGCCUUCUAUUGACGCCUAUUUACGUACACAAUGUGGUUGACUGGUUUCUUUUUAAUAAAUACCAGUAUACAUCGAAUUCACGAUACUUCGACAUCUCGGUGAAGCAUCAAUUACUUACCAUAGGUAAACCUAUUGACCUCAUCCCCAGGUCUGGAAAUAAUACCCCAGGUGUUGAAGUGACGCAUACACAAAUCACAACGGCAGGAAGGAUUCAAAAGUCGACUUAGGUCCUUUUGUCUCUAGGACGAGGAUCGCAUGGAUACGGAUGGAUGGAUGGAUGGAAAAGUAGUGAUUUUGAUUCACAGUUGGCCUCCCUUAAUUUACACAAUGAGCACUGGCCAAUGUGUGCAAACGCACACGCCCCCCUUAAAUGUACAUAAUGGCAUAGGGACUGAGAAAAUGGGGAAAGGCGACGAAGGGAUCGGAGGCUACGGAACGGAACGGAACAGAACAAAACGGAGCUCAUCAUCGAUGGAACUUCGUUUGGGGCGCAAGGGCGUAUUAAUCAUCAUUCUGGCCGGCGUUGCGUGGGCGGUUGCAUCGGUUGGUGGCAGUCUGCUUUACCUAUGAUGAAAUGGGUCUUCUAGUUAAUGAAUGCAUCGUACCUUUGUGGUCCUUUAAA